AUGACGCGUGUCCCCUUUGGAGCCGCAUCUAGUCCGUUUCUCCUAGCCGCCACACUCCGUCACCACUUCGACAGUGUACAACAUAAGUACCCAGCGGCUACGGAGAGCCUUCGACACGCCUUCUACGUAGACGACCUCAUCGUAGGAGCCACAUUAGAAGAAGACGCGUUUCAGAUUUAUCGUGAGGCAGUCGCGAUGCUGCAAGAAGCUGUCAUGUACCUCCGCAAGUGGUGCUCCAACUCGCCGACCCUCAGCCGUCAAUUCUGCCAAGACGGCAUCGCGUACGAUACAGUGAGCAGUCAGGUGACGGUGAAGGUCCUCGGGUUGCACUGGCAUCGCCCCACCGACGAAGUUACGUUCACUAUGAAUGGCAUCUCGUCCUAUCUCGCCAUCCAGCCCAUCACGAAGCGCACCACUCUUCACGGCGUGGCACGGAUAUUCGAUCCACUCGGAUAUCUCUCACGGUUCACAAUACGAGCCCGCUUAGUCUUCCAGUCGUUAUGGGCACCCGAUGAAGGAUGGGAUGAUGCAUUACAAGCCCCGCACCUCAUGCAGUGGGCAGACUGGUGUUCCGAGCUACCGCUCUUAAACUCGAUACGUCUGCCGCGCCUUCUGCCUUCGUCGUUGACUUCAUCGGACGGCAACGACGAGAUACACGUGUUCGCUGACGCCAGCCCCCGCGCGUAUGAAGCUGCAAUCUAUCUACGCACGUUCGAUCCACAGGAACAGUCGACCGCAUCCCUUCUCCUUACCAAGGCACGUGUAGCACCAGUCAAGAGUGCCUCUCUUCCGCGCCUGGAACUCCUCGCGUGCCUCAUCGCUGCGCGGCUGGCUGCGCAUGCACGAAAGAUGCCACUGCUCUUUCCGGCGGAAUUCCGUGCGGAGUUCUGGAUAGACUCCACCGUAGCACUCCACUGGAUCACAAGCGCACAGUCCCGGACACCUGUCUUCGUUCAAAACCGUGUGACCGAAAUUCGCCGGUUGACAACAGACUCCGCAUGGCAGCAUUGUAAGAGCCGGGACAACCCAGCAGAUCUUCUAACUCGCGGGAUUCCUGCUCAUCGCCUACAGAAGGAGUCUCUCUGGUGGCACGGACCUCCAUGGUUAUCUCAGCCCCGCGAUAAUUCCGAGUGGUCCGAUCGUCCUCCGUCGCCACCACCGAGCAUUGAGGACGCUCCCCUGCCAUCGAUGUGCAACGCUGCGUCAGCAGUACGUCCUCCGCCUGUGUUCAGCUUAGAUCGUUACGGCACUCUCAGCCGAAUGCUUCGAGUCACUGCAUGGGUUACCAGGUUCAUCAAGAACGCCCAUCCCAGAAAAUCACACAACCGCGGCCCGUUAACAGCAUCCGAGAUCGCCGAAGCGGAGCUAUACUGGGUUCGGCAAGUCCAAGAGGAAGUCUUUCACGAAACCCUCGCAGUUCUUCGUCCUGUCGAUCCACUGCUCCGCUCCUCACGACUCGCGGCUCUGCGGCCUUUCUUGGACAGCGACCAGAUCCUGCGUGUCGGCGGUCGACUAGCUGAGCUUCUUGAUUCAGACAGCUUGAAACAUCCUAUCAUCUUACCAAACACGCACCUGUUCACGCAUCACACCGUGAUGCACACACAUGUACGCUUGUGCCACGCAGGGGUCCAGACGACGUUGCUUGACCUGCGGAGUUGCUUUUGGAUCCUGAAGGGGCGUCAGGCAGUGAAGUGUGUCGUCGCUGGGUGCCUCUGCCUCGUAUGCCGCCGCAUGAAGUUUCGACCAGAGCACGCUCCAUUCGCUCCUCUUCCGCGUGACCGUAUAACAGAGUCCGGCCCAUUCCAUGUCAUCGAGGUGGAUUUCUGUGGCCCCCUUUAUGCCAAGCAGGGUCCGACUGUCACGAAGAGUUAUGUCGCACUUUUUGCGUGUGCCGUCACACGAGCCGUCCACCUGGAACUUGUUAUGGACAUGACCACUUCCUCGUUCCUGCUCGCCUUUCGGCGCUUCAUCGUGCGACGCGGCGUUCCAUCCGUAGUCUAUUCGGACAACGCCCGGACCUUCCAAAUAUGCGCCGGUAUCCUCGCUCUCCUGCCCGCCGAAGAUGUGCAAAACUUUGCCGCCAACCGCCAUCACCUGGAAGUUCAAUGUUCCCUACGCACCUUGGUCGGGGCGGGUGGUGGGAGCGGAUGA
Ornithodoros turicata is the source of this 2151-nucleotide messenger RNA. RefSeq lists its product as uncharacterized. The record is from RefSeq and is a predicted model, not a curated record. The transcript has a single exon. Lineage: Eukaryota; Metazoa; Arthropoda; Arachnida; Ixodida; Argasidae. Gene Ontology annotation, molecular function: nucleic acid binding. The coding region runs from base 1 to 2151 and encodes 716 amino acids.